ACUCUUUCUCUUGCAGUUUAACCCUAAACAUCCAUUCUUGUCGCCUUUUUAUACCCUUCAAUCUUCACCCUUCAUCAACUGCAGAGACGCCUAUUGUCACUUCUCUGUUUAUGCCAGUCUUUUACCUCGUUUUCUGUACGGGAAACCCAUCCUGAGUACCGUGUCCGUACCGUUGUUCUCCACCUCCCCUGUUUCCUCUGUUUCUCUUGAUUCAUCACCGUUUCUUGGUUUCUCCUCCUCAUCUUUGAUGCCCAGAUCGGGUUUUUUGGGUGGUGAAGAGUUUUGAAAAUCAAGCGGAAUUCUGAAGCUGAAUGGGGAUUGGUGGGACGCGGGCUGAAAUUAAAGGGAAAGAGUUUCAGGGUGCGAAUGCCUAAUUCGACUAACAGGAGAACUAAUUCGAAUUCCGUUAUUGCGAAUUCAAACAAAGGGAAGAAGAACCGUCGGCGCCAGAGGAAGAUGGAAGCUGUGGUUCAGAGGCUAUGCGAUACUUGCAACAUAGUAUUUGCCUCUUGUGGGACGGGAAUUGUCCCCUCCGAUGAUAAUAUCAAUUGGUUGCGAAGGGUUUUGGAUCAAGUUACACCGAAUGAUUUUGAUCUUACUCCAGAUAUGCCAUAUUUCCGUGCAUUGAGAACUGAGGGAACUCAGCCUAUAACGUACCUGCACCUUUAUAAUUGCGACAAGUUUUCGAUGGGGAUCUUUUGUCUUCCACGAUCUGGUGUCAUUCCUCUACACAAUCACCCUGGGAUGACAGUUUUCAGUAAGCUUCUCUUUGGGACAAUGCAUAUUAAAUCAUUGGACUGGGAGGGUGACGCUGCACGCAACACUUUGCCCGUUGCGAACGUUUCAGAGGGGCUGCGUCCUGAGGUCCGUUUGGCCAAGGUUAAGGUUGAUUCCGACUUCACUGCUCCUUGCCAAACCUCGAUCCUUUUUCCAGCUGAUGGAGGCAAUAUGCAUUGCUUCACAGCCGUGACAGCAUGUGCAGUGCUAGAUGUGCUUGGCCCUCCAUACGAUAGACAUGAACGGCACUGCACCUACUACCUGGAAUUCCCCUUCUCCACAUUCUCAGGUGAUGGUGUAUCAGUACCUGAAGAAGAAAAGGAUGGUUAUGCAUGGCUUCAGGAGAGGGAGGGGGAGCCCAAGGACUCGACUGUUGAAGUAAGAGUAUGGGCCAACAAUCGUUGGGAAUUGAUGUAGCCAUCUAAAUCUUGUAAUUAAUACUCCUUUUGGUGCAGAAACAGGAAAUUUUUUCUUAAUGUAUUUUUCCGUUCCUUUUUUUCCCCUAGUGGUACAUCACAUCAGCAAGGAGCAGGAUUUUGUGUUUUUCAUUUUCUAUGAUCCUACAGUUCUGUACAUAAAAAGGAGAAAUAGAAAAAAAUAGCAACUGUUGCAGUCUCAACGAGGAAUUAAUAAAAGUGGGUUCUUUCU
Rubroshorea leprosula is the source of this 1425-nucleotide messenger RNA. The record is from the annotation of a GenBank genome assembly. NCBI's taxonomy places the organism in Eukaryota, Viridiplantae, Streptophyta, Magnoliopsida, Malvales, Dipterocarpaceae.